AUGCCGCCCAAGUCGGUUAAGAGGGGCGGCGCCGCGGCGGCGAGGAAGGGGUCGGCUACGAAGGCCAGACCGGCGAAGCCCCAGCCGGUCGCGGAGGAGGCGCCCGUCGAGGUGGUCAAGGCAGCGGAGGAGGCUCCCCCUAAGGUGGAGGAGCAGAAGCCACAGCCGUCGCCGCCACCACAGCAGCCGGCCGCCGAGGAGAAGGCCAAGGCGGAUGCCGCUGAGAACGGCGCAAGCCACGCUGAAGAUGAUGGAGCUGCAAAAGAAACAUAUGAAGAAGAGGACAAAGGUGAACGACUGGAGUUCGAGGAUGAGCCAGAAUAUGAAGAGGAGGCUGCUGUCGACUACGACGAGAAGGAUUUGGAGCAGUAUGAGGAGCAAUAUGAAGACGGCGAUGAAGGGUUGGAGUACACUGAAGAUGUAGUCGAAGAGGAGACUGAGAUGGUGGAUGAGGAGGAACUGGAUAAUGGUGGGGAUGAUGGCGAGUGUGAGGAAUAUGAAAAUGCAGAUGAAGACCACGAUGUGGACGUGGAGGACGAAGACCAUCAUGAAAUGGUGAAAGCACAUCGUAAGAGGAAGGAGUUUGAAGUUUUUGUUGGUGGGCUAGAUAAAGAUGCAACAGAAAGUGACCUGAGGAAAGUUUUCAGUGAAGUCGGCGAUAUCACUGAAGUUCGUUUGAUGAUGAACCCUGUUACGAAGAAGAAUAAAGGCUUUGCCUUCCUGCGAUAUGAGACUGUGGAGCAAGCAAAGCGUGCUGUUUCAGAUCUGAAAAAUCCGAUGGUGCGAGGUAAGCAAUGCGGUGUUGCUCCUAGUCGUGACAAUGAUACACUUUUUGUUGGCAAUAUCUGCAAGACAUGGACAAAAGAACAUCUGAAGGAGAAACUGAAGAUCUAUGAGGUCGAGAAUUUUGACGAUUUAAUAUUGGUUGAGGAUAGCAAUAACCCAGGGAUGAACCGUGGGUAUGCUUUACUUGAGUUUUCUACUCGCCCUGAAGCUAUGGAUGCUUUCAGGCGGUUGCAGAAGAGGGAUGUAGUCUUUGGAGUUGAUCGCACUGCUAAGGUUUCCUUUGCCGAUUCCUACCCUGAAGUCGAUGAUGAAAUGAUGGCACAGGUCAGAACUGUAUUUCUUGAUGGUCUCCCCCCGUCAUGGGAAGAAGAUCGUGUUAAGAAGUACCUUAAAAAGUAUGGAGCUAUCGAGAAAGUUGAACUUGCCCGAAACAUGCCCGCGGCCAAAAGAAAAGAUUUUGGGUUUGUUACUUUUAAUACGCAUGAUAAUGCUGUUGCAUGUGUUGAUGGGAUAACUAGUUCUGAGCUUGGCGAAGGUGACAGCAAGGCAAAAGUGAGAGCCAGAUUGUCAAGGCCAGUACAGAGACCUCCUAGAAUGAAGCAUGGAUUAAGAGGAAAUUUCAGGAUUGGGCAUAGUGCUCCUCGAGGCGGCCGUUUCCCAUACACUCGGCCUCCUCCACGCCGGCCUCUGCCACGUCUUGUACGGCCUGAUACUCGCUUACCUCCUAUCAGGAGGCCUCCACUGAAGAGGCCAAUAGAUAUUAGAGAUAGACGCCCUGUUAUGUCAAUACCAGAUAGAGUUAGGCGUUUGCCUCCUCCAGAGAGAUCCUAUGAUAGAAGGCCCCCAGCUCCUGUUUACCCAAAGAGAAGCCCAAGGAGGGAAUAUGGAAGGCGUGAUGAACCUCCUCCGCCAAGGAGCAGAGCUACCUUUGCUGCUGAUUACAGUGCAAGAGUUCCAGUUGAUAGGCGCCACACUUACAGGGACGACUAUUCGCCCCGUGAAUCAGCCUAUUCAGACCUAGCUCCUCGCAGCGCUCCCCGUUUUUCUGACAGGAGAGCAUAUGCUGAUGAUGGCUAUGUAGAGAAGAUUGACCGACCUUUGCCAACCUAUAGGGAGGGCCGUGGACGUGAUUAUGAUACAAUAUCUGGUUCAAAACGCUCAUAUGUUGAGAUGGAUGACGUGCCUCCUCGGUAUCACGACAUUAGCGUUCGUCAGCCCAAGGCACGCUUAGAUUAUGAUGUUGGUGGUAGCAGUGCUCGGUAUGCAGAUGCUUAUACUGAGAGGCUCGGGCGGUCACAUGUGGGAUACACUAGCAGCAGAUCUGUCGCUGGUCAUGACCCGGUGUAUAGCAGCAGCCGCCAUGGCUUGAGUUAUGGAGUUCUGCGAGCACUGGAGAUGCUGGUGGAAACUACUCUUCAAAUUACAGUGCAGACUACAUGCCUCGUGGAUCUGAUGUUGGUGGAAGUUCAUAUUCAUCGCAUUACUCGGGUCGUAACACGGGCAGCAGCAGUGGCUACUUUGGCAGCAGUGGUUCCAGUUCGUACUACUAAGAUUUGGCAUCCGACCGUCUUUGUGGAACAGAUGUGGCACCAUAGGAGGUUGGUGUAG
Molecule: messenger RNA, 2394 nt
Organism: Triticum turgidum subsp. durum (durum wheat)
Lineage: Eukaryota; Viridiplantae; Streptophyta; Magnoliopsida; Poales; Poaceae
Source: the annotation of a GenBank genome assembly